AUGUCUAACCAAGAAAAUGGUUCGUGGGGUAGUACACCCUUUGUAACAGAUAAAGAAUUUCAGAAUUUGUCUUUAGAUGAAAUAAGACAUUUAAUAGAAGAAGAAAAAGAAGGACUUAAGAAAGAUUAUAAGGAAUUAGAAUCAAGAAAAAGAUUAAUUAAACAAUAUAACAAAUUGGUAAAAGCUAGAGAAAAAGUAAGAAAAGGUAUUGAUAUAAAAAAAGAAAUUAAAAAACUUAAACCCACCGUUGUGGAGUCGCCUCCUUCUAAAAAGAAAAAGAUAAAAACAUUUGAUGAGUAUUUUGAGGAAUGUAUAAAAAAUAGAGAGAUUCCUAAAGAUACACCUUCUUAUUUACGUAAAGCUCUUGAGCGUGCUAUUUUUGAACAUUAUGAAUUAGGACUUGAAAAAGAAAAAUCAGCUCUUGAAGAAUUUGCUGUUAAAUAUAUUAUUAGAGGAAUUUUUGGUCUUACUCCAAUGCAGUUUUUUGAGCGUAUCUAUAAAAAUUUAAAAGAUUUUUUUACAUAUCAUCGAAAUAUAAAAUUUAAGAUGGUAUUGGUUUGUAUUAUGGAAAAACAAAAUAUUUCACAAAGUGCUGGUGUUAUAGGUAUAGAAGAAGAUAAAACUUAUUUUAAUACAGCAACACAUAUUAACAUUAAAUCAACAGAUGUUGACAAAUUAAUUCAAAUAUGUAUAGAUGAUAUUGAUGCAAAAAUUGAAGCUUAUCAAGAAGCUGGAAGUGCAUGGUAUUUUAAAGAAGUUGAUAAACUUGAAAUUCAUAGUGUUGAAUAUAAUCCAACAAAGGGGUCUUCUUACAUCCCUCUUCCUGAUUGGAUAUCAAAUAAAAAAGCAAUAGUUAAUAUUAAAAACAAAGAUGAAAAAUGUUUUCUUUGGUGUAUACUUAGAUAUCUUUAUCCAAGAGAUAGAGAUGAGGAAAGAUUAACAGAUUUGAAAAAAUAUGAAAAUUCUCUUAACACUAAAGGAAUUACUUUUCCUAUGAAAUUAAAAGAUAUUUGCAAAUUUGAAAAACUUAAUCCAGGACUUCCAGGAAUUAAUGUUUUUUCAGUUAAUGAAAGUGACAAUUUUUAUCCUUUGAAAAUGGUAGAGAAAGACUGUAUAAAUACUAUUGACUUAUUUUUAUACGAAAAAGAUUGUGUUUCACAUUACUCACUAUUUAAAAAUUUUACUCGUUUGAUUAAGUCUCAAAAAACCAAAAGUAAGGAAAAAAUAUUUAUUUGUAAGAAGUGUUUUACUCAUUACACUAAAGAAGAAUUAUUACAAAAACAUAUCUUAUAUUGUUCAAAUAAUGAAACAGUUUCUGUAAAAAUGCCUCAACCAAACACAAUGUUACAUUUCAAAAACUACUACAAACAGUUGCCAGUUCCUUUUGUAGUUUAUGCAGAUUUUGAAUGUUUUACCAAGCCAAUGCAUAAUUGCAGUCCUAACCCAGAAGAUUCUUAUACUUACAAAUACCAAAAGCAUGAACCAUCAGGAUUUUGUUUAUACAUUAAAGGAAUAGUACCAAAUAUAACAAUUAAACCAAUUACUUAUACAAAAACCAAUAGUGAUGAUAAUGUAGCUGAGAUAUUUGUAAAUAAACUUGCAGAAGUAACUAAAAGUAUUUAUAACGAUUUUUAUCGUAAACCAAAACCUCUUCGUUUAACAAAAGAAGAACAAAUAUCAUUUAAUAAAGAGAAAUUCUGCCACAUUUGUAAGAUGGAAUUAAAAAAGGAUAAAGUUAGAGAUCAUUGUCAUUUUACUGGUAAAUACCGUGGAGCUGCUCAUAACAGUUGCAAUCUCCAGUGUAGGAAGCCAAUGAUUCUUCCAGUUAUAUUUCAUAAUCUACAAGGGUAUGAUGCACAUUUGUUUAUAAAACAACUUGCUUGUUUACCAGGUGAGUUAAACUGUAUUCCAUCGACAGAGGAGAAAUAUAUUUCUUUUUCGAAAAAAAUUAAGGUUGAUGAGUAUAAAUCUAGACGAACUGGAGAAAUGGUUUCAUUGAAUUUUGAAGUACGAUUUAUAGAUUCACUAAAAUUUCUUCAAUCAUCACUUGCUAAUCUUGUUGGAAAUUUACAACCAGAAGAUUUUUUUAAUACAAAAAAAAUAUUUAAGAAGAAUGUAGAUCUACUAACUCGUAAAGGUGUCUAUCCUUAUGAUUAUGUCUCAUCACUUGAAAAAUUAUUAGAAACCAGAUUACCACCUAAAGAAGAAUUUUAUUCCCAACUUUAUGAUGAAGAUAUAUCAGAUGAAGAUUACCAACACGCAAUAAAUGUUUGGAAUACUUUUGAUUGUAAAACAAUAAGAGAUUACCACGAUCUUUACCUAAAGUCUGAUGUAUUACUGCUAGCAGAUGUAUUUGAAAACUUUACAGCAACUUGUCUCAAACAUUACAAAUUAGAUCCAGCCCAUUAUUAUACAUCCCCAGGUUUAGCUUGGGAUGUAUGUCUAAAAGAAACAGGACAACAAUUACAAUUAUUACAUGAUUAUGAUAUGUUAAUGAUGUUUGAGCAAGGUAUACGUGGUGGGAUAACACACAUAUCAAAAAGAUAUGCAGAAGCGAAUAACAAAUAUAUGAAAGAUUUCAAUCUUGAUAAUGAGUCUACUUUUAUUCAAUAUCUGGAUGCAAACAAUCUUUACGGUUGGGCAAUGACUCAACAGCUUCCAACACAUGGAUUUAAAUGGAUGAAAGAUAUAACAGAAGAAAAGGUAAUGGAAAUUCUAGAGAAAGCAAAUCAUAGUAUGUCUAAUCUUGGAAGAAAAGGUUAUAUAUUUGAAGUAGAUUUAGAAUAUCCUUCCAAACUAUGGGAAUCUCACAAUGACUAUCCACUUGCGCCUGAAAAGAUGAUUGUUAAUGGUGUAAAAAAACUAAUUUGUCAUUUUAAACCAAGAAAAAACUAUGUUGUACAUUAUCGGAAUCUAAGGCAAUAUCUUGAGAUGGGAAUGAAAAUAACUGCUGUUCACAGAGGUAUAUCAUUUUACCAAAGUUCUUGGAUGGAACCUUACAUAAGAAAGAAUACAGAACUUCGAAAAACAGCAGCCAACAAUUUUGAAAAAGACUUUUUUAAAUUAAUGAAUAAUAGCGUUUUUGGUAAAACAAUAGAAAACAUAAGAAAAAGACAAAAUAUAAUUUUAGUGGAUAAUCGUAAAAAAGCAGAAAAAUUAACAAGUCGUCCAAACUUUGAAAGAGCAACAAUAUUUGAUAAAAAUCUUAUUGCAGUACAUAUGAAAAAGACUGAAGUUUAUUUUAAUAAACCUGUAUAUGUUGGACAAGCAAUUCUAGAUUUGUCAAAAACAUUAAUGUUUGAUUUUAAUUACAACUAUAUUAAAAAGAAAUAUAAAAACAGGGCUGAGUUAAUGUUUACAGAUACAGACUCACUUUUAUACCAAAUUCAUACUGAUGAUUUUUACAAGGAUAUAUCCUAUGAUAUAAAAGAAAAGUUUGACACAUCUGAUUAUCCUCCUAACCAUAAAUCUGGAAUACUAACAGGAUUUAACAAAAAAGUAAUUGGAAUGUUUAAAGAUGAAGUAGCUGGUAGACAGAUUACACACUUUGUUGGUCUUCGUCCAAAGCUUUAUAGUUUCAAGGUAGAGGAUGGUAGUUUAACCAAAAAGUGUAAAGGUGUAAAGAAAAAUGUUGUAAAAAAUAAAAUAGAAUUUGAAGACUAUGUAGAAUGUUUAUUUUCGGGUGAAAGACAAAUGAGAAAUAUGAAAAUUAUAAGAAGUGAAAAUCAUGAUAUAUAUUCGAAGGAAGUAAAUAAAGUAGCAUUGAGUAACGAAGAUGAUAAGCGUGUUGUAAUGGAGGACAAAGUGAAUACGAUGGCUUUAAGAUAA
Molecule: messenger RNA, 3828 nt
Organism: Porites lobata
Lineage: Eukaryota; Metazoa; Cnidaria; Anthozoa; Scleractinia; Poritidae
Source: the annotation of a GenBank genome assembly